Nanorana parkeri is the source of this 6316-nucleotide messenger RNA. RefSeq names its product kinesin family member 26A (gene KIF26A). Gene Ontology annotation, molecular function: microtubule motor activity; microtubule binding; ATP binding. The record is from RefSeq and is a predicted model, not a curated record. The transcript is spliced from 16 exons. NCBI's taxonomy places the organism in Eukaryota, Metazoa, Chordata, Amphibia, Anura, Dicroglossidae. The coding region runs from base 1 to 6060 and encodes 2019 amino acids. Gene Ontology annotation, biological process: microtubule-based movement.
AUGGCUUGCGACAAUUCCCCAGAAUCGGGCGUCCCGGAGAGGAAGAACCCCAGCCUGCUGGAGCUGGGGGCUCUGUGCUUGGACUCCGAGAUCAUUUUUGGGUUUACCAGCCACCUGCUGAGGAGGAGAGGAAAGGUUGCAGACCGGUUCCCAGGCAGGGAGGUUCCAGCACCCAGGAAAAGGUUGCAGUCUGUGGAUGAAGCUCUGCAGGGCAGUCGUCCCCCUCCGGAGGGGGCUGGGGCAGCCUCUCUAUCAGAGCUGGGACACACGGAGGGGCCUGGGGUCAGAGAAUGGUGCCCAUAUUGUCAAGCCAAACUGGCAGAACUGAAGAAGCAAGCCCUCAAGCUGGCUGUCCCUGGCUCCACCAUGAAUGCCCAGUUUUCAGCUUUAAUUUUCGACAAGCUCCAAGUGCCUGACUAUCUGCAAAAAAGCAGGAAUGAAGGGGAGAGCCGGUGUGACGUCUGCGCCACUCACCUGAAUCAGCUCAAGCAGGAAGCCGUGCAGAUGAUCCAAACCAUCAAUCAGGCUGGGUGCCUGCCUGAUCUCCUGGAUCGGCCCCAAAGUUCGGUGCCCGUGGCCACCGUCCUUCCAAGGCUCUCGUCCCAGAAUGUGGUGACCGUGUCCUCACAGAAGGAUUUCCUGAUGAUUGCAGGGCAGGUGGGUAGACAGUCUGGAAAAUCCACGAAUAUUUUCUCGGGGACAGAGAUAAAGAAAGGACUUGGAUGGCCCCAAGGGCAGGGAAAUUUUCCGAGUUCCAGUGUUCAAGUGACGGUAGGCCCCGGUGGCCUUGGUGGGGCUUUGAGUUCAGUGACCAUACAGGCCCAGCAAUACCUAGAGGGAAUGUGGAGCAUAUCACGGGUCAAUAGUUACCUUCCUCCUUCAUGCCAUCCUGAUUCUACGUCCAUGGAAGGGGGAAGGGAAAGCAACAAUGCUGAGUCUUCUUCAGGGACUAAUCACAAUGAGCAGACCUUAGCAGGACAGUCUCCACAAUGGAUACCACCAGCUGCAGUGACUUCUGGGACAUCAGCUGCUGCUUCCUUCUUUAUAAGAGCGGCGCAGAAGCUCAACCUGUCCUCGAAGCGCAAGAAGUAUCAUCCGCCGCUCCCCCACUCCAGGGAAUACUCCACUUUCCUAACCAACUUCAGUGGCAUUCUUCAGCUGUGUCCACCGCCGACUCCUCCGUGUUUGAUGAGAGCAGUGUUGAAAAUCAAAGAGCACCCCGGCAUGGGAAAGGUGAAAGUAAUGGUGAGAAUCUGUCCAUCACAAGGGAUCCAUGACACAUCAGAAUCCAUGUCUUUUUUAAAAGUUGACCCGCGGAAGAAACAGAUCACCCUGUAUGACCCGUCUACGUGUGGCCCCACGAUGACAGGCCACAGAAGAGCUGUGGUUGCCGUCCCAAAAAUGUUUGCCUUCGAUUCGGUGUUUCCUCAAGAUGCUUCACAGGCUGAAGUUUGCUCUGGGACCGUGGCGGAAGUCAUUCAGUCUGUUGUGAACGGUGCAGAUGGAUGCAUAUUUUGCUUCGGUCAUGUCAAGCUUGGUAAGACCUACACCAUGAUUGGUAAAGAUGCCUCUACACAAAGCCUUGGCAUUAUACCUUGUGCAAUCUCUUGGCUUUUCAAGCUAAUCAAUGAGCGCAGAGAAAAGACUGGCACUCGCUUCUCAAUCAGAGUAUCUGCUGUGGAAAUCUGCGGAAAGGAUGAAAAUCUUAAAGAUCUGCUAGCUGAAGUAGCCACUGGUAGCCUUCAAGAUGGUCAAUCCCCAGGAGUCUAUCUCCGAGAAGAUCCAAUAUGCGGGACUCAGCUUCAAAACCAGAGCGAGCUGAGAGCCCCCACAGCAGAGAAAGCCGCUCACUUUCUCGAUGCAGCCCUAGCAGCAAGGAGUACCAGUAUGCCGGAUUGUGAUGAAGAAGAUAGGAGGAAUUCUCAUAUGCUUUUUACUCUUCACAUAUACCAGUACAGGAUGGAGAAGAGUGGCAAAGGAGGAAUGUCAGGAGGACGCAGCCGUUUGCACCUUAUUGACCUUGGGAGCUGUGAAAAAGUGCUGAGUAAAAGCCGUGAUGGUGGAGGUGGGCUAAGUCUAUCGCUGAAUGCUCUAGGCAGUGUCAUAAUGGCCCUAGUGAAUGGAGCCAAGCACAUCCCAUAUAGGGACAGCAAAUUAACUAUGCUCCUGAGGGAAUCUCUGGGGAAUAUUAACUGCCGAACAACCAUGAUUGCACACAUCUCGGAUUCUCCUGCAAAUUACCCAGAAUCCAUUGCCACCGUUCAGCUUGCUUCAAGGAUUCAUCGAAUGAGAAAGAAAAAAUCCAAGUAUGCAUCAAGUUCUUCUGGAGGAGAAAGCUCCUGUGAAGAAGGUCGUGCCCGAAGGCCGCCACACUUGAGACCUUUCCAUCCAAGGACGGUAGCACUUGAUCCAGACUUCCCUGGGCUGGGAAUGCAUAGUGAUCCCGACUAUUCCUCCAGUAGUGAACAGUCAUGUGACACCGUUAUCUAUGUUGGUCCCAAUGGGGCGGUUUUGUCUGACCAAGAGUUAACAGACAAUGAAGGUCCUCCAGAGUUUGUUCCCAUCAUACCCUCACUUCUUAAGAAAAGAAGCAAAGACAACAUAUCAGGCCCUCGAAGUUCUGAUAAUGAUCACUUAAAAUGCAACACUUUUGCUGAGCUACAGGAGAGACUUGAGUGUAUUGAUGGCAGUGAGAAUCCUUCCAGGUUCCUUAAUGAAGAAGCUCUCUCAGAAGCGCUUUCUACUAAAGCCAUGGAAAAUGCACCCUCUAUGCCAAUACAGGAGAAACCACCAUAUUCUCCAAAGAAAGGGCAAGCCAGUAAUGCUUCAUCUGUUUUUUCACAAAAUUGUUCAGGAUCAGAAACAAGUGCACCUCAUCUCAUAUCUGAUCAGCCUCAAGAACAUGCCAAAGCCGAAAGUACACAUUUGGACUGUUUCUCAAAUGGAGAUCAGCUGACAAUCACAGAAAGGCAAAAGUGCUCGCUGCCAAGUGCUGGCAAAAUUAAAGAGCAACCAAAAGCAUUUGCUGAUUCAUCAGUAAGAGAAAAAAACCUCCUUACAAGAAGACCUCUACCCAGUCCUGCACCACCACCUCCUCAGAUGAACUCCCACAUGAGCUCAGAAUCAAGUAGUGGUGUCAGGACUCCUCCCAUCGGUAUGAGCAAAUUAGAAAGUCAGGACAAGCACAAUUUACUAGGCAGCACAUUCCCGGUUGUCAGUAGCACUCCCACACAGCCUGGUCCAGUUGAGGUACGCAGGUUUUGCUCAGCAGUAAAAAGCAAAGGUUUUGAUCGUGAUAUCUUAACCACCACAGUGACUUUGCAGAAGCCUGUUGAACUUAAUGGAGAAGAUGAACUUGUUUUCACUGUUGUAGAAGAGUUGUCUAUUGGUGGCAUUCUUGACAAUGGUAGACCUUCUAGCGUCAUUAGCUUUAACAGUGACUGUUCUCUGCAGGCCCUUGCCUCUGGCUCUAGGCCAGUCAGUAUUAUUAGCAGUAUUAAUGAUGAGUUUGAUGCCUACACAUCACAGAAAUCUGCUGCUGGUGUCAACAUUGAUAUUGUGGUGCCCUUGGCAGAGGAUCAAUGCACAGUCAGCAGCCGACGCUCAUCCAUUAGUUCAUGGCUGAGCGAAGUCAGCAUUUGUACAAUUAGAAGCGAUGGAGCACAGAACUGUGACACUUUACUUCCUCAUGAGACUAAUAAAAGCAGUGAGAUUGUAGAUUGCCUGAUUCUGGAUUCAGAGAACACAACUGUUCAAAUGGGCCAGAAUCUGAAAAAUUACCUUAAUGAUAGUGGGUUUUGCUUUUCCGAAAUGGACAGUGAAAGUAUUGGUUCUGGUCUGCUUUAUACUAGCAAUGAGAAGAGCCUUAAGACCUCUGAGCUAACCAAAGCUAUGCCAAGCAGUUAUCAAGCAACUAGCAAGACUAGAGCUUGUAGCACCCGAGGUACAUUAUCAUUUGACACAAUCCACUCUAGUCUUCCUCGGAAAAAUCCGUCUACCUCAUCUGUAACACACACCAGUGCAUUAAAUGGAAAGGAAGGCACACUUGAGGACCCUUGGACAGCACGAAUGGAUAAUUCCUUAGAGGGAAGGAUUGAAAACCAGCUGCUUUCUGCUAAAUCUUCCAUUCCGGGUACAGACAAUCAAUUUAAACAGAGUUCAAAACUUGCACAAACUAGUACACCUAAGGCUCUGAAAUCCCAGAUACUGCCAGCAUGUUCACAGCGGGUGGUGGAUGGCUGUGAAGUGGAUGCCAAAGCUGCCACCAAAAAGACAGAACCCCUUACAAAAGUACCACAGCUUAGGAGAGGUGCUACAACUCUAGGAGUUACAACAAACUACAGCUCUCAAACUGAACAUGGUAUUAAAGGGGGAUCAGAUUCUGUUUUUCAUGAUGGUAGUUUAAAAUCAUCAGGGACUAAGAAGAACUUGCCUCAAAAAGCAAGCAUGCUUCCAAGACCUGGUGGGACAGGACCUCCUGCACCCCCUGUACGUAAAUCAAGCUUAGACCAUAAAAAUAAUCCUCUGCAUUUAAACAGCCUUGGUAGGUUAGAAGAGUGUAGUCGAUCUGCUCUAAAUUUGGAAGAGGACAGCGAAACACAGGUCAAAAUAACUAAGAAUGACCAUUCGCUACCCAAAGCUGUAUCCAGCUUGAAGAGCAAGUCCAAUAAAUCAGAGUAUGUUCAACGCUUUGGAAGUCAUAUGUCCCUGGAAAGAUGUGAUAGUGUAGGAUCCAUGGGCUCAAGAACUAGCGGGCCUCGCGAUAACACUAGUGGAAGUAGUAUUAACAAAGCAAACCGGACUGUACCAAGGCUUGGGGUACCAUCUGCACUUAGUACAGUUACCUCACCACCUUCCUGCAAUUCCAUCACCAAAAACAACCAGGCUAAAAGUUCACUUUCUCAAAAAGCAACAACAAGCUUAACCAAGAACCGCAGUCUUUCGACCAAUGGCUCAAAGUCACUUAGUUCUUCAGUGAAGUCUUUGAACCAGUCUAAUGGGAAAGCUUCUGGCAUUCCUCCUAGUGGGAAAGCAGGUUCUCGUUCGGUACAGUGCAUUAGCAGCAAGACUGCCAGAGGAACAAUUAUGGGGACUAAGCAAGCCUUAAGGGCAGCAAACAACAGAGUCAAUGAGUUGGCGUCUGGCAGCUCAAGCAAGAUAGGUCACUUGCGGGGAUCAACCGACUCGGACAGUGGAAAUGACAGCGGUGUUAACCUUAGUGAUGAGAAAUCGCAAACACCAAUUUUGCCGUCACCUUACAGCAAGAUAACAGCCCCAAGGAGACCACAGAGAUACAGCAGUGGUCAUGGAAGUGAUAACAGCAGUGUUCUCAGUGGGGAGCUGCCCCCAGCAAUGGGUAGGACAGCCCUGUUCUAUCAUAGUGGCAGCAGUGGCUAUGAGAGUAUGAUCCGCGAUAGUGAAGCCACAGGGAGCGCCUCUUCAGCUCAUGACUCAAUGAGUGAAAGUGGAAUGUCAUCAUCUGGACGUAUGAGGAGCCUAAAAUCUCCAAAGAAAAGAGGACUCCAACGGCGAAGACUAAUACCAGCUCCACUCCCUGAAGCCACAACAACUGGCAGGAAGAACAAUGUCACUGGUCAGUGGGUCGACCUGCCACCUUUACCUGGCACUUUAAAGGAACCCUUUGAAAUAAAAGUCUAUGAAAUCGAUGACGUGGAAAGAUUACAGAGGCACCGACAUGAAGAGACAGAGACUUUUCAAGACAUGGAAAAGGGUCUAAUAUAUUUCAACACUAAAUUGAAGAUUGCAGAAAGACGGCAACAGAGAAUUCGAGAUUUAAAGACAAAGCAUGAAGUGUUAAAAGAGGAGCUGGAGGAGACCAAGACUCGACUGAUGAUGGAUCCGAACAAGUGGAGAGGAGAGUUUGAAGUGGAUCCAGGCCUGGAGGAUGAAUCUCAGGAGUAUCUAGAGGCACUGGAACAAGUUACAGAAGACCUGGAGCUGUGUGUUAAUGUAUGCAAAUCUCAUGUCAUGAUGGUGACCUGCUUUGAUAUUGGUAUGAUCAUGGAUCAGCAAGAUGGAGGAAAAGAAGUAGAAGUCUGAAGAAGAUGGACACAGAAGAAUAUAGACUAAUGGAUUUGAGGAUGAAGAUUUUUGGCAAUGAUCCUGCACCGUGCAAUGAAAAAAAUAAACAGAUGUACAUCAGAAUGUGAAAAUGUAAAAUUGUAAAGAAUGUUAUUGGAUUGAAACCGAUGAUGGAUUGUAAUGUUUCACAAUUAAGAAGGUGCCUCUAGACAUGGUUUAACCUACUUGAGCAGUUUAGUUUUGUUUUGGAACCAACUUAAGUCAGAAUGGAGCA